AUGGUGUCAAACGCCCCGACACCGCCCUUUGCCUUUGCGCAUCAGCUAUCGCGGAACCGAGACACACUGGCCCGGCACGUGCCGGGACACCCCCGCGUUCCUCUGGAGGACCGGAGCAAAGUGUGGGACUUGCUGGCCAAAGAAUUCUGCUCGGACGACCUUGACCGGAUCGCCAACAGGCUCUGGUGGAUGUCAAAACAGGACAGUGGAAACAUAUCGCCGCUCCACCGGCAGCUGGUGAAACGGCGCGCCAUCGUCGUCACGGAGGACCCGAAGCUCCACUUGGUGUGGAUCUACGACCGCGUCUUCAUCAAGCCGCUCCCGCGAUACAUCGGCUCGUACGCGUUUUGGCGGGACUAUCUCUGCACGGAGGCUGGUAGCGGAGGACGAGGAGAAGGCAUCCGACGAGCGGCGCUGGGCUACUUGAGGACCUACUAUCACCUCGUGAAGUACGAGUCGGACUUGCGCAUCGCCCAGGACCCUAGCCUGUGCCUCGUCCCGCCGGACAUCACCUGGGAGCAGUUCUGCGACUUCACGUCCAGCCUGGGCGACGUUGCAGACCGGGACGUCUCUCUGCGCUACACCUACGGCGAGAUCCGCCUGACGCGGCUCAACUUGUACGCUCCGCUCCUCCUCGGCAAGUCGCACUUCCAGAGGGUCGAGUACCAGUACGGGUCCUACUUUGCGCGCUUCGUCGGGCCGAUCCUGUUCGUGAUCGGGUUCGCGUCGGUGGUCCUGAGCGGAAUGCAGGUCCUCGUCGCGGUCGGGAACGGCGGGGAGGGUGGUUGGAGGGGGGCGGCGUUCUGGAUCAGCGUCAUAGUGAUCGCGCUGUCCAGCAUCGUCCUCUUCGCUCUGGGCCUCCUCCUGGUGUACAAGGUGGCGAAGGAGUGGAAGUUUGCGAUUCGCGACCGUCUGCGGUUGUUGGAGGAGAAGCGGGCGGCGGAGUGA
Messenger RNA from Microdochium trichocladiopsis, 948 nucleotides. RefSeq lists its product as uncharacterized. NCBI's taxonomy places the organism in Eukaryota, Fungi, Ascomycota, Sordariomycetes, Xylariales, Microdochiaceae. The coding region runs from base 1 to 948 and encodes 315 amino acids. The transcript has a single exon. The record is from RefSeq and is a predicted model, not a curated record.